This is a messenger RNA of Funneliformis caledonium, 326 nucleotides long. The record is from the annotation of a GenBank genome assembly. NCBI's taxonomy places the organism in Eukaryota, Fungi, Glomeromycota, Glomeromycetes, Glomerales, Glomeraceae.
AAAUGAAAUAUUUAAGUAAAGAUUUAAGGGCGGGUGAUUUAUAUAGGUAUACCCGUAAGCUAUACCUUCAAAACAACCAUUUUAGAAGAAUUUUGGUUGAUUUUGAAAUAUCUCGAAUAUUUCGGGUGACUAACCUCCGCUGGGCGAAGAGCUCCGGCGGAGAACACGAUAAAGAACUCUGGUCUAUAGAACUGGAGAACUUGGUAGAACCACGGUGGCAAUUUGGUCAGCGUUCUAAGUUCGCUGGCCAGAAUUUUGGAGGAGAUGGCGUGGAGCAGGAUGUAAUCAUAAGUGUUGUAGAACUAGAAAUUUCAGUUGUAAUGUAG